CCAUCCCACAUUUUAAGAGAAAAGUGUCAAAUUAGUCCAUCUACUUUUAUCAAAAAGUCAAUUGAGUCCAUAUACUUUUUAACGAAUCAAUCAAGUACAUGAACUAUAAAAAAACAACCAAAUUGGCUUUUUUGUAGGUGAUCAACCGGUAUCCCGGUUGACGGCCUACGUGGAAUGCACAGUGGCUUUUUCUAUUUUUUUUCCUUUUCUUUUCUCUCUCUUUCUUAUUUUCUUCUCUUCUUUCUUCUUGCUCCUCUUCCUUACCCGUUCCACUGGUUCCAGGCUUCCACCGUCCAACGCUCCAACCUGCCACCAUUUCCUUUCUUCUCUCUCUUUCUUCUUCCGUCCACCUGUUUCGAGUUCCAGACUUCUCACCCCCUCAUUCUUCCUUCUUUUCUCUUUCACCGAAUAUACCCCCUUCUUGUUUGUUCUUCCUGGAAAUUUGAAAUUGGAGGUUUUGAUGUCAAGCACGGAUUAAUUGACCUAGAUUGAAUGUCUCCAGGCAAAGCCGAAGUCGGGCACGGGAGGAAGACGACGAAUUAGGGCAAAUGUUGCAGCGGCUUGGACACUGCUUCAACGUCGCCGAGCGAAGAAGAAGGUAGGCACUCGAGCCAUUUCCGGCUUGGGGUAAGAUCAGAUCGAAAAAGCUAUAUCCAAGAGAAAGACGAAAGUGGAAAAUGGAAUUGAGGGGAGAAGGGGACCGAUGCAGGUUGGGCGAGGACGAUGGACCUGGAACGUGAAAGAAGAACGGAGAAAGAACAAAGAGAGAAACAGAGAAGAAAAGAAAAGAAAAUGCACAAAAAAUUGUGAACAGUAAAAAACUCCCACUUGGACGAUACACGUAAGCUAUGUAACUUGAAACCUGUUCGUUACCUAUAAAAAAUAGAAUUUGGUUGUUUUUUGACAGUUCAUGGACUUAAUUGAUUCGGUUAAAAGUAUAUGGACUUAAUUGACUUUUUGAUAAAAGUAGAUGGACUUAUUUGACACUUUUC
Molecule: messenger RNA, 992 nt
Organism: Cuscuta epithymum
Lineage: Eukaryota; Viridiplantae; Streptophyta; Magnoliopsida; Solanales; Convolvulaceae
Source: the annotation of a GenBank genome assembly